Messenger RNA from Hermetia illucens (black soldier fly), 1580 nucleotides. RefSeq names its product cytochrome P450 6A1-like. The record is from RefSeq and is a predicted model, not a curated record. Gene Ontology annotation, molecular function: monooxygenase activity; heme binding; iron ion binding. The transcript has 2 exons. NCBI's taxonomy places the organism in Eukaryota, Metazoa, Arthropoda, Insecta, Diptera, Stratiomyidae. Bases 71 to 1567 code for a protein of 498 amino acids.
AAGUUAUUGACAGUGGUUGGGAUAGGUCUGUUAUGAUCACACCGCGGAUCAGAUCUAACAUUAAUCGGAAAUGAAUACUUUCUUGUGUCUUGUGCUUUCUAUAAUAUUAGCUGUAUUCCUCUUCUUCAAGAAGAAGUACUCUUACUGGAAGGAUCGCGGUGUGAAAUAUGUAGAACCCUCGUUUCCGAUGGGAAAUUUUCCAUUUGUGCGGGCACAUUUUAAAGACUUUAUCGCUAAUUUAUAUAAGUAUAAAGAGAACAGCCCACUUCUUGGAGCUUAUAUCGUUACGAAACCUGUGGUAAUUGCAGUUAGUCUCGACUUCAUACAAAAAGUCUUAGUGAGUGAUUUCAGCAGCUUCCAUGAGCGGGGAAUGUACGCGAACGAAGCUGAUGAUCCACUAUCUGCUCACAUGUUUUCUUUGGAUGGUGAAAGGUGGAAAUCCAUACGAACAAAACUAUCUCCGACGUUCACCUCUGGUAAAAUGAAGCAUAUGUUUCCGAUAGUUGUGGAGGUGGCCGAUAGAUUCAAUGACACUCUCGCUAGUAUAGUAAAAGUUGAGACCCAAUUAGACAUGAAAGAUUUGUUGGGAAGAUUCACGACUGAUGUGAUUGGAACGUGUGCGUUUGGAAUUGAAUGCAACAGCUUAGAGAACCCCGAAUCAAUGUUCCGCCAUUAUGGGAGGAAGGUUUUUGAUGACCCACAUCUGAGCCCAUUUAUGCAAAUGCUGGUCAUUCAGUAUCCAAAGCUAGGGCAGAAAUUACACAUAAAAGUCCUAUCCCCAGAUGUGGCUGAAUUCUUCUUGGACUCAGUUGGAAAAACUAUCGAAUACCGCAAAAAAAAUAAUGUAUGCCGUAAUGAUUUCAUGGAUUUGCUAAUACAACUGAAGAACGGAAGUGACUUGGAAAAUGAGAAUGCUAAGCAAUCAGAAAAACUAAGUCUGGAAGAGGUCGCCGCGCAAGCAUUUCUGUUUUUCGCUGCUGGAUUCGAAACUUCUUCUACCACGAUGAUGUAUUGUCUCUACGAGUUGGCCCUUAAUUCUGAUAUUCAGGAGAGAGGACGUCAAGAAAUUAAUGAAGUUUUACUCAAAUACAAUGGACAGCUAACUUAUGAAGCUAUUAAAGAAAUGAGUUAUGUUGACCAGAUAAUAAGUGAGGCCCUUCGAAAGUAUCCUCCAGCAGUUUUUGUAAUGAGAAAAGCAGUUCACAAUUACAACAUACCAAACACGAAGUCAAUCAUUGAGAAAGGAACAGAGAUUUUCAUCCCAGUUUAUUGUAUUCACCAUGAUCCCGAAAUAUAUCCAGAACCUGAGAUUUUUGAUCCAGAGCGCUUUUCUCCGGAACAAGUAAAUAACCGUCAUUCAAUGUCAUUUUUGAGUUUUGGUGAUGGGCCGCGAAACUGCAUAGGGUUGCGGUUCGGAAGAAUGCAAUCAAGGAUAGGCUUGAUAACACUAUUAAAGAAUUAUCGAUUCACACCUGGCCCAAAAACAAUGAUUCCAAUCAUUUUCGAUCCUGAGAAAGCAGUGUUGACUCCACAAGGAAAGAUGUUUUUGCAAGUUGAAACAAUUUAAAAAUAUUUAAUGC